This is a messenger RNA of Colias croceus (clouded yellow), 2915 nucleotides long. RefSeq names its product transmembrane protein 184B (gene Tmep). The transcript has 9 exons. Gene Ontology annotation, biological process: transport. The record is from RefSeq and is a predicted model, not a curated record. Gene Ontology annotation, molecular function: transporter activity. Lineage: Eukaryota; Metazoa; Arthropoda; Insecta; Lepidoptera; Pieridae. Bases 273 to 1487 code for a protein of 404 amino acids.
GAUAAAGAAUUUAUUUGUGAUCAUAUAAACAUAUUUGUUAGUUUUAGCUGUAGAAAACACCUAUUAACAGUUUAGUGUUUUUAAUAAAUGUGCGCUAUAAUAUAGUGUUGUGUUGGAUAAGUGUUUAUAUUGUUUUGUUGUGACAAUAUUGUGUGGAAAAUCAAUGAGAUCCUGUAUGGAGCAGCUGCUACAAUAUGUGCAGUGUUGAUUACGAAUGACAUCUGACGUGAAACAAAAAGAAAAUAGUACGAAGGAACUGCUAACGUAAAAGGAUGGCAGAACAAGUGAUCAAUGUGACGGCUCAGCCAAUGUCUGAGCCGGUCCACAACAUGUCGAAGGCUAUAUUUCUACAGACGACCACAGCACAGGCGAUAUCUGGAAUCUUUGUGUGGACGGCCCUAUUUAUUACUUGCCAACAGAUUUACCAACACCUGCGCUGGUACACGAACCCCUCGGAGCAGCGAUGGAUUGUGCGCAUAUUGUUCAUUGUGCCCAUAUACGGUUGCUACAGCUGGAUUUCGCUAUUGUUCUUCAUGGGAGACUCGUAUUAUGUAUAUUUCUUCACAGUCAGGGAUUGUUAUGAAGCGUUCGUGAUAUACAGUUUCCUAUCCCUCUGCUACGAGUACCUAGGCGGGGAGGGUAAUAUAAUGUCGGAACUGCGGGGUCGACCGGUUCGGGCCUCUUGUGUGAAUGGGACCUGCUGUCUCUCGGGCGCCACUUACACCAUCGGCUUCCUGCGGUUCUGCAAGCAGGCGACGCUGCAGUUCUGCCUGAUCAAGCCGGUGUGCGCGUUCGUCAUUAUCUUCUUGCAGUCAGCGGGCCACUACCACGACGGCGAUUGGUCGCCCAGCGGCGGUUACAUCUACAUCACCAUAAUAUACAACUUCUCAGUGAGCUUGGCUCUAUACGGGUUGUUUUUGUUCCUGGGAGCCACAAGGGAAAUGCUCAAACCGUUUGACCCGGUGCUCAAGUUCUUCACCGUUAAAUCUGUUAUCUUCUUGUCAUUCUGGCAGGGCGUAGGGCUCGCGAUCCUCGAGAAGGCCGAGGUUAUAUCGCCAAUAAUAGACGAGAACGGCAUCCCCACCACCGCCGGUACAGUGUCCGCGGGUUACCAGAACUUCCUCAUUUGCAUCGAGAUGGUCGCCGCGGCGGUUGCGUUGCGUUACGCGUUCCCCGCGGCGGUGUACGCACAUGCGCACCGCGAUCCGCACAGAUCCGUCACUAUGCAGUCGAUAUCCAGCAGCCUUAAGGAAACAAUGAACCCGAAGGACAUAAUGACGGACGCGUUCCACAACUUCCACCCGCAGUACCAGCAGUACACGCAGUACAGCUCCGUGAUGCGUGGUACCGGCGUGGGUAAGCGCAAUGGUGAGGAAGGAGCAGCUUUAGCUCCAAGGCCGCCGCCUCAACGUGUGGCUACCAUCAGCCAAGCAGCAAAUUACCACGAAAAAACCACUUUACUAAGCUCUGACGACGAGUUUCAGUGAACUAUCGUUUAUUUCUCUUUAGGCGAACGGGAUCAAUGUCUCUUCGACGGGUUUAAAGUCUAGUUUACAACUUAUUGGUUAGGUAUACUUUUCCAUUUCUCGAUGUCAUUGCAUUAAGCGCUUGGAUAGGCAUUUAUGUGAUACCUUUAUGUUAGUUGUUGAUCGUUGUUUUCGUUUAAUCUUCACCUAAAAGUAAUAUAUUAAAUAGGCACUUAUAAAUCCGGCACAAAUAAUAUUUUUAACGAAUGUUAUUGGAUUGUCGUAUUUACAUGUUAUAAGGGAACGAUCAAAAAGACGACUCUGGCGUGGAUAUAUUUAAAUAUCGAUGUAAGUUAAUAAAUAACGAUAUGUAUAAAGAGUAUUUUAUCCAUAGAUAUUAUAGAUCAUAAAUAUUUUGGUAGAUUACUAUAAUUUCGAUUCUAAUUCUAUGAUGCUAUUUAAAAUAAACAAUACAUUUAAAUAAUGGCACGUAGUUACAAAAGAAAAUGAUUUAAAAGUUAGAUUACCCUGAAUCUUUUAUAGUAAUCGAUAGAAGUAAAAUGUGUACAGAUAAUAGAUGUCACAUGCAAUGGGUUGCCAUAAUAAAAUCAUUUGAAAUAAUCAUGAAUCUCAUAUUUGCUGUAUAUAAACUAAAUAGUAAUAUAUUUUUUUAAAUGAGUAACCUUGCACUUCUGUUAUAGGUAGUUGAAUUAUAUAAAGAGGUUCGCUUCAAAACAACACUGCAUUGCUUCGCCGUCCAAUUUUAAUACUUUCCAUUUCCGGUUUUUGAAUCUAUUUUUCAAUGUGGUAAUAAUAGAAAUUAAUAAAACAUUUUCUUCAGGUCUUUAUAAAUUUUUUUGAUGUUCCAAAUCUUUAUUACCUAUAGUAUGUAAUUGUAAUUAAGGUUAUCUAUGAUGCAUGAUAAUUAUGAUACAAAAUUGCACAUUUGCCUACUAAUUGUAGCUGUAGGUAGGGAAUUAUAUCUAUAUUUAAUGUGCGAUUCCGAAUUAACUGACGUCAUAGGGCUUUGUGUAACUGCUGUUUUAUUUCAUUGUAGUAUUUGUCGAUGUAUAUGUGCCCCGGUUAUGUCUUUGGGAAUCGUUAAUGUAUUUAUUGUAAAUAAAACAAAUAGAUUUGUUAUUUAACAAACUAGAUAGUUUGAAUGCUUUCUAGAUUUUUUUAUCCCAUAUAUUUCUAAAGACGCUAUGUUAUUUUUCAUCUGUAAGAGUCAAUUAAUAAAUUUGACUAACAUCGUAAACAUAAAAAUGUUUAUCUAAUGGUAGUUCUAAGGAUUUCCCUUCGUUUAAAAAAGGAAAUUAUUUUUGUAACAGAAAUAGAAAAGUUUUAUUUCAUGACAAGUAUAAGAUUAUAAUUAAUGUUAGUCAAUAUAAAAUAUGUUUUAGCCCGAGUUUUUAAGAGUAUAAAUACAUGAUAUUUAAUUAAAAUAUA